Molecule: messenger RNA, 1019 nt
Organism: Cricetulus griseus (Chinese hamster)
Lineage: Eukaryota; Metazoa; Chordata; Mammalia; Rodentia; Cricetidae
Source: RefSeq, a predicted model, not a curated record
AUGGCAGAAGUUCAGUGUGCUCUCAGUAAGAUUGCGGGAAGCCAUGACCCGGAGGCUCCAAAUGCGAACCUGUGGAUCACAGCUGAUCACGAGCAGACCUCUGAGAAUCCUCCUCAUUGCCACGCCCGCAGCAAACAUGUCUUAACCGAAGACAUCGUGCACCGCGAGGUGACUCCUGACCAGAAGCUUCUGUCCCGGAGACUCCUGACCAAGACCAACAGGAUGCCACGUUGGGCAGAGCGACUGUUUCCUGCCAACGUCGCCCACUCGGUGUACAUCCUGGAGGACUCGAUUGUGGACCCACAGAAGCAAACCAUGACCACCUUCACCUGGAACAUCAACCACGCCCGGCUGAUGGUGGUGGAGGAACGAUGUGUUUACUGUGUGAACUCUGACAACAGCGGCUGGACCGAAAUCCGUCGGGAAGCCUGGGUCUCCUCUAGCUUAUUUGGCGUCUCUAGAGCUGUCCAGGAAUUUGGUCUUGCCCGGUUCAAAAGCAAUGUGACCAAGACAAUGAAGGGCUUUGAGUACAUCUUGGCCAAGCUACAAGGUGAAGCCCCUUCCAAAACACUUGUUGAGACAGCCAAAGAGGCCAAAGAAAAGGCAAAGGAGACAGCGCUGGCAGCUACAGAGAAGGCCAAGGACCUGGCCAACAAGGCCGCCACCAAGCAGCAACAGCAGCAGCUUGUGUAGCUCCCUCCUCCCUUCCCAUUGUACUUGAUUAUUAAAAAUCCACCUCCAGCCCUCUCUGCUGUCUGGUGGUGGUGGGUCAGGGUCCGCAUCUGCAGUACGCCUGCUCAGUGGCUACUGAGCCCAGACUCCUUUUACCCCAUUGGGCAGAAAGGUGCAGUGACUUGCCCAGGGUCACAGGCAGUGCGCAGGUGAAGAGGCGAUACAUGAUAGACUGUACGCUCCUCGAGGGCAGGGCUCUUGUUUUAUUCUCUGAUGUGUCCCGAGUACCCUGAACAAUAUUCAGCACAUAACAGGCACUCAAUAAACACUUGAUUUGAUUGGCCCCA